UUUCCUGUAUUACCUUACCAAACGCAUCCUUACAUACAAACGACAUCAAGAGAAGAGAGCGCGGUGGUGGUGAGAUCAUGGCGUCGGUGGUGAAGAGCAUACUCAAUUCGGUGAAAGAGAAAGGUCUCGGUGGCUUCCUCAGACAUCUCAAGCAUGAAGGCUACCUGAGAUGCCUUCCAGAUGGAAACCUAUUGCAAACCAAGAUCCACAAUAUUGGGGCAAAACUUGUUGGUGUUGAUAAAUAUGGUAACAAGUAUUACGAGAAACUAGAAAACACACAAUAUGGAAGACAUAGGUGGGUUGAAUAUGCAGAGAAGACUAGAUAUAAUGCUUCUCAGGUUCCUCCGGAAUGGCAUGGCUGGCUCCACUUCAUAACUGAUCACACAGGCGAUGAGCUUCUUUUAUUGAAACCAAAAAGGUAUGGUCUUGACCAUAAAGAAAAUUUAUCUGGAGAAGGUGAAGAGUUGAUCUAUCAUUCCAAGGGACAUGCUCUCAAUCCAGGGCAGAGAAAGUGGACCAGGUACCAACCAUGGGAGGGCACGACCAAACCGUGAACAUGGUUCAGUUUUGAGCUGCAGAUGUCUUGGAUUGGAUGUUUGUUUUUCUUUCCUCCUGACAAAUCAUUUUGAAUUAAUUUCAUGGGGUGGAAAACAGUUGUUGCUUUUUAACAAUAAUGAAUUAUUAGCUGUGAUAGCAGACAAGUCACUGUGAAAUUGAAAUAUUUCUUAUAUACUGUCUCCAAUGGUAUGUAUGUGAUGUGAUAUGUUAAAAGGAUUUGCUCUUGUUUACUGUGA
Molecule: messenger RNA, 794 nt
Organism: Cicer arietinum (chickpea)
Lineage: Eukaryota; Viridiplantae; Streptophyta; Magnoliopsida; Fabales; Fabaceae
Product: probable NADH dehydrogenase [ubiquinone] 1 alpha subcomplex subunit 12
Biological process (GO): response to oxidative stress
Cellular component (GO): respiratory chain complex I; membrane
Source: RefSeq, a predicted model, not a curated record